UCUUUCACGCUCUCCUCUCUGGUCUCUCCACCGUACCGUUGCCGAACGCCCUACCCACGCACGCCCUCUCUCUCUCUGAAGCUCGGUUGAAGGCUAGCUCAUUCACGACCGCGAGGCAGAAGGGGAAGGGAGAGGAACAACGGUUAGUGAUUGAUACUAAAACCCAAAAGAUAAACAAAUAAAGCAAUCAACCAAUCAGAAACUGAGAGAGAUCCAAUGGCAUCGUCAUGGUGCCUCUCUACACCCCUCGUGAGUGGUGGCACAGUGGCGGCAUCAGCAUCAGCAGCAACCUCCUCUCGCCCUCGCCUGCAGAGAAGCAGGGGAAGUGCUUCGAUGUCCCUGAUGCUGCAGGGGAUGCGUUAUCCUUCUCAGCGGAGGCAGGUCCUAUGCAUGGCUCCUGAAGAAGAGAAGAUGACUCGCCGUUCCCCUCUUGAUUUCCCCAUUGAGUGGGAAAGACCUAAGCCUGGGCGGAGGCCUGAUAUUUUCCCCCAGUUCAGCCCAAUGAAGACGCCAUUGCCCCCACCAUUACCUGCGGAUCCGGAUCCUGAAGAAGACGAGGAAGAUGAAGAAAAGAAAGAGGAAGAAGAGGAGGAUCCUGAUAAGGAGGAAAACCCAGAUCAGCCUGAGAAGUAGUAGAGAGGUUAUAUGCAAUACCCAGGCGUAGUGUUCCCGAACCCUCUGCUGUCAUGUGUCAAUUGUGGUCUGGGCUGGUCAAUAGGACCCGCUUCGAAUAGCAUGCAUGCGAAUAUUAUUUUAGCAUAUUGAUCAUGAACAGACCAAAUGUACCUCAAGCCUUGUGUGCGAGCCUGAUGACUUCACAUCCAGUCCUAUCAAAUUGCACUAUUUUCAUGGAAUCGGAUUGCACACUAGGACCUCCUGUGGUAGGAUUCGAUUGGGUCACAUGCUGCUUUCAGAGAUAGGGGCGCUUGAGUAUGUACUUCAUGGAACAACCUUCAAACGUAUUCUCAUUGUUCUAUUUCUGAUGCUGUCAUGUGGCCCAAUCGGGCCACUUGAGUAGAUUUUACCGUUCCCACCCUUUGAUGGAUAGCUAAGAACACAACGGUUAUUGCCAAGCAGGAAAAGGAAUGAAUAGAAAGCUUCCCUUUAACAAGACGUUUUCAACUAGAUGUAAUGGAUAUACUGGCAUUUAUUUGGCACGAGAAACAAGGUGAGAGUUGUAAGAUUUAAAUAACAAAAAUUUAAAUGAAAUCCAUUUUUUCA
Messenger RNA from Magnolia sinica, 1221 nucleotides. RefSeq lists its product as uncharacterized. The record is from RefSeq and is a predicted model, not a curated record. NCBI's taxonomy places the organism in Eukaryota, Viridiplantae, Streptophyta, Magnoliopsida, Magnoliales, Magnoliaceae. The transcript is spliced from 3 exons. Bases 217 to 633 code for a protein of 138 amino acids.